Molecule: messenger RNA, 2808 nt
Organism: Cyanidioschyzon merolae strain 10D
Lineage: Eukaryota; Rhodophyta; Bangiophyceae; Cyanidiales; Cyanidiaceae
Exons: 1
Coding region: 1-2808 (935 amino acids)
Biological process (GO): nucleosome assembly
Cellular component (GO): CAF-1 complex; nucleus
Source: RefSeq, a predicted model, not a curated record
AUGUGGAUCGGAAGCGAGCCUGGGCGCGCGUGCACUGACCUUUCUGGCGCCAAUUGCGGUAGUCGCCCGAAGCGCACUUUUUCGGAACCAGACAAGGCUAUGGAGGAUGAACUGCUGGGAGCGGUACCGAGUGUGUGCCAUACAGUCCACACGAAGCGCACUUGCGCCCCUGAUCCGGAGGCGUUGACAACGGGGACCCUGAGCAGCAGUGGCGAAGUUUACGCGAAGGGUGUCGUCUGCAGUUCUGACGCCUCUGCCGCGCUCGACGGGGGCAGUUCAACAACGGAAGCAAGUACGACUUCGUCCACCAUGCCGCUGGAGCGCCUUCUUUUGGAGGAGGAGCGUAAGGUUCGCGACUAUCAACAGAGUUCACGGUCGCUGAGGCAGUCGGUACCGCCGGCUAUGUUGCGACUUGCUAUUAAGUACAGCGCCGAGGUGCUUCAGCAUGUCGAGGAACUCAAGAGUUGCUCGCGGCGUGUCAUAGAAGCCGAAGGCACGCCCAUUUUGGCUUCGUUCCCGGUUGAUCAGGAAUCAAUCAGCUCUAUUCCCGGUGAGCUUGCGAGAUUCGGCUCCGGAUGUGUCGUCGCCGGUGCGAGCAGCCAGGAAACCGCUUUCUGGACACUAGCACAGGCAUUUGCCGCAGAAGCUCGUUGCGCGGACGUGGGACAUGUGAAAACUCUCAUGGAGCAGUGUAUGAUAUGUCUUCCGGGCGGUAUCGUGCUCGAACGAAAUAUCAAGAUGAAAAGAAUGAUUGGUGACGUACUGCAUUCCGAGCUUUCGCAUUUAUCGCCAGGAGUGGAGCUUGCAGCAGAAGAGUGCAGAUGUUUCGAGGUACUCUGUAGCGCGCUACAGAAUCCCAGCCAUCAGGUCUUCCUUUUCGAUGUCCUGGAUCCGGCACUGGUCUCGGAAACGCAAUCGAACCCGAGAGAGACGAACUCGUCGCGUAUGGUGGCAUUUGGUUCGUGGAAGGAGGCCAAGGCUCUGUUCAUCGAUAUUCAAAGACGAAUAGAUAUCUGCUUGGAUUUGAUUAUGCAUGCACUUGACACGAAAGCAUCAUCACUGGUGCGAAAGUCAUCCGUCGUUGAUUCAAUCAUUUCACGCGCAGAUCGUUUGAAAAAGCGUCUCGAACAGAGACGGGAUCGUAAUGAAAAAUCAAGGAAGCGAAAACCGGAGUCUGAGCCGCUCUCGCCUCAGCUCCAACAGGACGUAGGCGUUGGUCCAGACCAGAGCAGUUGCAAUGAAAUGAAGGCUGACGAGGCGGAGUCCGAGAACGGCAUCAAGGAGGUGUCUCCAUGCUUGCGAUCCGCGAAACGACGUGGUAAAAAUCGUUCGCAUCGCGCUGAAUCACAAAUCGGUAAUGAAGAUGGAAAACAAUCAGCGAAGACUUUAUUCCGGUUCAUGCGCCGCAGAUCUGAAAUGGAAAACACUAUGAGUAUAGCGCCGAUGAAAACAGUGACUUUUUGUGGCCCCCUGGCUCUUCAAUUCGACUCUCCUCUGAGGGAAAAAGCGCCUUUGGAUGCUCGCAACGUGCCUAGUACUGCCGAGGAGGAUACAAUCUGGGGCCCUGACUGCGCGCGCGCCCCUCGUCGACGACUGAGCUUAGCCAUGGAUGUUUUGGUGGCCGCCUCGCGUGCUAGGCAGCAGGACCGAACUGUAACCCCUGCACAUCAACAGCCGGAUAUUGCUGUACUCGUGCGUGAGCUGCGCCUUGCGCGAAAAAGCUAUUUUGUACAAGUUUUUUUGCAACGCUGGUCGCGUGGAGUCAUCUGCAAGGAGGCGAUAACCCGAUUUUCGAACUCCGAGGACGUCGAGCUUGUCGAACGGGGAAUUCAACAUAUAAGAGCGGAUGGCGACGGUGGGGUGCUAUCCAAAGCACUGCUGAAUCAAGUAUGGGUAGCACUGCAUCGCAAACAAAUCACUGCAUACUCAUGUAUCUCCGGGCGGUUCGUAAGACCAGGAUAUCGUUACUUACAUUUCUAUGAGAAUAGUCGGCCUCCGUAUCAUGGACCUUGGCCGCUGAUGGAACAAGUGCAUAAGAUUCGCCCCCGUGCUCCCUUUGCGAUUCUCGACGACGACCUGAUCGACUAUGAUUGCGACAGCGACAUGGAAUGGGAAGAUGACGACUCUGGAGAAGACUUGCUGUCAACCUCAGAUGAAGAGUCUGCACAUGGGAGCUCGAGCUGCUCUGGAAGUUCCCUGGAAUGCGAUACAGACACAGAUUUCAUUGCUGAUGACGAUGCGUCAUCAGAUUCUGAAAGUUGUCAUUCGAGCGUAUCCCGUCGAGGUUCAAGCAAUGUCGUAUCGCAGACAGAAAUGGAUUCCGGAAACCCCUCUUUCAGUCAUCAAGAGUCUGAUGCAAGAACAGCUGAACUCAGGAAACUGCGGAAACCUUUCGAACGGCGCAGCAGAGUCGUUCAUCUUUCUGCGGAUCCCGACAAGGUUCUCCAACGCUUCAAAGUGAUUCUCAGCUCGGCGGCGCCCACGGAUUUGAGCAUCGAAGUGCCGGGCGCCUCGAUGACACCGGCGCCCUCGUCACAGACUCCGACAAAAGUAACAAGCCCCAAGCACAGUGCUCAUGAAAAACUUUCCGAGAAGAGACCAUGUCCAAGAGAACAUGAAACGCACAAUACGAAUAUAUGGGCAGCUUUCCAGAAAGUGAUUUGCAGGCGAGUCCGGCCGUUCCAUGACGCAUCUUCGCAUAGUCCCGCUCUGAAGCAACACGAUGACGGCUCACUAAUGGAAACUUGUGGACUGGAUCAAUCAGAAUCUGAAAAAGCGGACCUUACGAAACGGGACUCUGGUAGCUGA